AGCGUGGCAUGAAAGUGGCAUGUUGAACUGCUGAUUCACGUGGCUGCUGAUUGGUCUGCAUCGUAUCAGCUGACGUCUCGUGAAGUCAUCGAUUAAAGAAAUAUGUAGAAACGGAUUCUUUCGUCGAUACUUCCCAGAAGUACUUAUAUCACAGUAAAGAAAAAACAACGGAUCAUAUAUUCUUUGGCUGACGAAAGUGCGACUACUUGUUGCUGCUGUGGAUUCCUUAUAGUAUAUUUCCAGAAUAAUUUAUAUACAUUUUAAUUGCGACUUGUCCUAGUGUACGUCAACUGGCAGUCUACAAAUAUGAGCACUCCGGUAGCAGACAUUGCCCUUAUUGGUUUGGCAGUUAUGGGGCAAAAUUUGAUUUUAAACAUGAACGAUCAUGGAUUUGUUGUAUGUGUAUACAAUCGUACAAAAGACAAAAUUAAAUCUUUCUUGGAAAACGAAGCCAAGGGUACAAGAAUUAUUGGUGCGAGUAGUCUUGAAGAUAUGGUCAGUAAACUGAAGAGUCCAAGAAGAGUAAUGUUAUUAAUUAAAGCUGGUGAUGCUGUGGAUGAAUUUAUUAAACACCUAGUGCCUAUUCUCUCUCCUGGAGACAUUAUUAUUGAUGGUGGUAACUCAGCUUAUCAAGACAGCGAAAGACGCGCCAGAGAUCUUGAGAAAAAAGGAAUUCUUUUUGUGGGCAGCGGAGUCAGCGGUGGAGAGGAUGGUGCUAGAUAUGGACCAUCCCUGAUGCCUGGUGGUAAUCCUAAAGCCUGGCCACAUAUUAAACCUAUUUUUCAAUCGAUAUGCGCGAAAUCCAACGGAGAGCCCUGCUGCGAUUGGGUCGGAGAGUACGGCGCAGGACACUUCGUCAAGAUGGUGCACAACGGCAUUGAGUACGGCGAUAUGCAGAUUAUCUGCGAAGCGUAUCACCUAAUGAGGAACGGCCUACAACUUUCACAGGACGAGAUGAGCGCUGUGUUUGAUGAUUGGAAUAAAGGCAAGCUGGAUUCCUUCCUGAUCGAGAUCACGAGAAACAUAUUGAAGUACAAAGACGAGAACGGUCAUCUGCUGGAACGCAUUAGGGAUACAGCGGGUCAGAAGGGCACGGGCAAGUGGACGGCCAUCGCCGCACUGGACUACGGAAUGCCGGUCACUCUGAUUGGCGAAUCUGUGUUCUCCAGAUAUCUGUCGACAUUGAAAAGUGAACGCGAGGAAGCAAGCACGGUAUUAGCCGGCCCGGAUGAGACGUUCAAGGGCGACAAGAAACAGUUCCUGAAUCACUUAAAGAACGCUUUGUACGCCGCGAAAAUCAUCUCGUAUGCACAGGGCUUUAUGUUGCUGAAGGAGACCGCCAAACUUUACAAGUGGAACUUGAAUUACGGCUCGAUAGCACUGAUGUGGCGGGGUGGAUGCAUUAUAAGAAGCGCGUUCUUGGGAAAUAUUAAAGCGGCUUUCGACAAAAAUCCAAAAUUAUCCAACCUAUUAUUGGACGACUUCUUUGCCAAGGCUAUGAAGGAGUGCCACCAGAGCGCGAGAGUGGUGGUAUCCACGGCGGUGACACUGGGCAUACCGACUCCCGCUCUGUCGACGGCUCUGGCUUUCUACGACGGAUUCAGAACGGCUCGAUUACCGGCGAAUUUACUGCAAGCUCAGCGAGAUUACUUCGGCGCACAUACUUACGAGCUACUCGGUCAAGAGGGGAAGUUCGUUCACACGAAUUGGACCGGACAUGGCGGCAAUGUAUCGGCUUCUACGUACGAUGCAUGAGCACGAUGAACUUUGGUGAUAGUGAUCGCCAAAAAUGUACAGUGGGUUGCAAAACAUGGGUUUAAACAUAUUGUAGUCGGGAACUCAACAAACUGUCAAAAUUGAGAGUCAUUACCGACGGAUUUAUGUAAUAGAAUGACAAUAAUAAUUAUAUAAUUAAGGACUAAAUAAUAAUAAUAUCAGUAAUAAUUAAUAAUAUUAUUACAAGCUCAUCGCACACACACACUAGUAAUAAUUCUCAAUUCUGACGAUUUGGUGAGUUUUCAACUUCGUUGUGUCAAUUAUCUUAACCACUGUAAACGGUUAUAGGGAAAUAUUAUGAACACAGUUCGAUAGUUACAUAGCUAUAAUACAACUCGAUAUGCGUUCUAUACUGAAAGGUAAAAAAUAUUAGAAAUCUAUUCUAAUAUUGAGUCUUGUUCACGCUCUCUUUUGACGAAUAUAUGCUUGUAACAUUCCAAAGAUAUUUUUAAUGAAAUUGUGACUGUAAUAUAUAUUUUUUAAAAGUAUUUUGAAAAAUAUAUUUUAAAAAUAUGAACUGUUAACAAAAUGUAUAUGAGAGAAAGUUUAUCUACAGAAAUAGAAGUAUUUAAGAUUGAA
Messenger RNA from Odontomachus brunneus, 2355 nucleotides. RefSeq names its product 6-phosphogluconate dehydrogenase, decarboxylating (gene Pgd). Gene Ontology annotation, biological process: pentose-phosphate shunt; pentose-phosphate shunt, oxidative branch. The coding region runs from base 307 to 1755 and encodes 482 amino acids. NCBI's taxonomy places the organism in Eukaryota, Metazoa, Arthropoda, Insecta, Hymenoptera, Formicidae. Gene Ontology annotation, cellular component: cytosol. Gene Ontology annotation, molecular function: NADP binding; phosphogluconate dehydrogenase (decarboxylating) activity. The transcript has 6 exons. The record is from RefSeq and is a predicted model, not a curated record.